Molecule: messenger RNA, 1008 nt
Organism: Hyaloscypha bicolor E
Lineage: Eukaryota; Fungi; Ascomycota; Leotiomycetes; Helotiales; Hyaloscyphaceae
Exons: 1
Coding region: 1-1008 (335 amino acids)
Source: RefSeq, a predicted model, not a curated record
AUGUCGAGCGACAACAGCCCGGAGGUCCCACCCAACGAUGUAGAAUCGUCCGACGGUCUGGACGCACUACCCAACGCCCCCGCACCUGCUACAGUCGACCCUCAUUCUGGCUUGACAAUCCCCAACGACGCAGUCCAAUGCAUCCUCACUCGCAGCCCUACCGAUCCUCCUCUACAUGUCUCUCGACCACCCCCGGGCAGAAAGAUCCUCCCAGUUGAGUCCGACAUCGAGAGUGAGGAUGAAUUAAAACGCCGACCAUCCUCUUCUCCACCACCGAAGUCUGCCAGUCCAGAAGCUGACCUUCAAUGUCCGGCCUCGACCUCGAACAACCGAAACAAGCCACCGACUCCCAAGGCAAAGCCAGUCAAGAAAGCUAAGCCAGCAGCACCGAAAAAGCCACUCGUCACAAAGCCUUCGCCUUCUCAAGUACCCAAGACCAUUUCCAAGCCCAAAGGUACUACAAAGAGAAACCAUAACGGCCCAAAAUUCCCAGUUCGAGGCAUAGAUUUCCCCGAUACAGGUUUUGUGCCAACCGGAACCAAGGCGAAGAAAGGACCACGAGAGGGUCACCUCACCAACAAGGAUUGCAGAGGUAGCCCUCCCAACGGAUGCAGCAUGGAGGAGUGGAAGGACAAGUUUCGGUCUGUUGAAUCAACACUCAUGAGGCAGUUGGAGAAGGUCAAGGAUCGCUUGGAUGAUAUGAGGGAUAGCGGUUGGAUUAGAGAUAGGGCUUUGUAUAUGUGGGAUAAAGAGCAGCAACGGAAAGCAGCGAAGGCAGCAAAGGAAGCAGCAAAGACAAGAUUGGCUGGAGAGAAGAACAAGGUGAUGGAGGAUGUAGAGGAGCAAGACGAGGAGAUGAAGGAUGUUGAGGAGGAAGGAGAGGAGGAUGUAGAGGAGCAAGACGAGGAGAUGAAGGAAAUUGAGGAGGAAGGCGAGGAGGAAGAAGAGAAUCAAGUGUAUGUUCCUCCCCAGAUUGAGGAGGACAUGGAUGAUAUUUACGACGCGUGA